Mercenaria mercenaria is the source of this 2398-nucleotide messenger RNA. RefSeq lists its product as uncharacterized. The record is from RefSeq and is a predicted model, not a curated record. Bases 140 to 763 code for a protein of 207 amino acids. Lineage: Eukaryota; Metazoa; Mollusca; Bivalvia; Venerida; Veneridae. The transcript has 6 exons.
CCACGAUGCAACAGUACGUAUAAAUUUACGUACAGAGUUUCUGAGGGAUAUUAUACUGCACAUGUGUCGGCAGAUGUAGGACAUACUGUACUUAUAUUUUUUGCCAGCAAAAUAUUAUUUCCGUUGAAGAAGAAGAGACAUGGAUGAGACGAAUCAGUUACAGUUUCAGUUUUGUAAUUUGGGAAUUCCUUAUGCGGUCAUCAUCAUCAUUGCAACAUCAAUAGGCCUAUGGUUUCUGCACAGGAAGCUGAGAAGGAAUUCUGCUCCAAAUAGUGUCACGUCCAUAAAAUCCGGAUGGGAAAUGUCGAAAAACCUACAAUUUUCUGAGAUAGGAGUGAACUUCAACGAACGGAGACGACCAGAAAGCACUUGGGGUCAAGAUAAUGGAGAUCUGAAACUACGUCACGAAUUUAGAUCCAUUGAUAUAAGACCAAACGAUUGGGACCGUGCAACAACAACUGUGGAUGCUGUGCUGGAUAUGUUGCUGUGCGAGAUGCAGGAAAUAGCGCGCAAAGAGUACAAAGAUUUGGUCAUUGAAAAAUAUGUAAGACAAGGUAGCAGUCGAGAAGGCCUAAAAGUAAACAAGGCAGAUGAGUUUGACGUUUUGUUGUUGUUUCACAUAAUGGGAAUGCAUUUAGAGAUAAAUCACCUCACUGAUGCAAACGACUUCAUCUUACCAGAGUUUGGCCGACUUGUGGUUGCAGACGACAUUAGAAACCCAUGGCUUUAUAAUGGUUACAUCGUUAAAGAUGAAGUUUUAUGAAGAUAUUGUUUGAAUUCAAGAAACCUUCACGAGAAAUUGUUUAUUUCCAUCAUUCAAAGGGCCGCACGUGAAGUGCAGCAAACAGUGGCUAAAGAAAGCAAAGAUGACGAGUUUUGUCUUACCAUUGAAAAAUUUCGAAAAAAUCCACCUGUGAAUAUUCAAAUCAAGCUUGUGCAUGAGGAUGAAUGUUUUCUUUACGAUAAACACCUGACUUGUAUUAAGUUCAAACACUAUGGUGAACCAAUACAAGUCUUUUCUGAACUACAGUCAGCACGGAUACCUAUAGAGACGUUAAUCAACGUUGAUAUAGUACCAGGUUGGUUUCACUUCCUACCAAGUAAAGUAAAGCCUGUAUAUAAAGACCAUGGCUGGAAGAGCCAGACACUGUUCCUAAUUUCACGAAAAAAACCUUAAGAAAUUGCUUAGCUAAGUCUGUUAUUUCAAAUGCUUGUUUUCUUUCCUGUAAGUAUCUCCAAAGUUGACUUUUUCAUCUUUAUCAAAACCGUAUACUAGUAUGACUAUUUUAUAGAUCAAAACACAAGAAUUCUGAAGUUUACAGAAAACGAAGUAUAGAAAGAAGAAAUAUACGUUUAAAGCAAAUACUUAAUUUCGUUAUAUGGUGCUUAAAUAGAAAUAUCAUAUUUGCCUGACUAAAAUAAGUACUACAGACAAAUACUACUACCAUAGUAUAAUUUAGCUAUAAAACAUGGUUACAGAACACGAAUCACAUAAUUAGCAAUAGCACAGUUUUGAAAUAACAGACUUAACUAAGUAAUUACUUAAGUUUUUUUUUCGUGAAAAGUAUACUUUCGGCUAAUGUUAUAAUACACAUCAGGUCGUUAGGUCAUAAACAUGAUAAAUAAAACUAGUUUUAAAAAGUAAGCUGGUCUCAGUUCAAAGGUUGUCUUAAGCACAGGUUUGAAGGUAUUUGUACCUUUUAGAAGUUCUUCCCCAUUGUUGCUGUUGGUGCUUGACCCAGGGCGAAACAGUUUUAUUGAAAAUAUGUUUCUGUAACAUUUUCAAGAGUUAAAUGCGUUAUAUUCAGAUUAAUUGACGAAAGCUGAGCUGUAAAUAUUAAAACUCUUUCUUAAUACUGAUUUUUCCACAACAGUCACAAUAUCGUUAAGGGGACGCAUAUUGCUACAUUCACAGUUCAUAUAGAAAUGAGGAAGGGGUGCAUAUUCAAGUAAUUAUUGAUGGUGGGAAGAUGAAAAACAUAUUCCUGAAUUAAUACUGAUGGACACCUGUAAUAUUCAGUACUUUGUGAAUAAGGAUGUGGUACUACGAAUGUAAUAGGAAAACAGAGGUCUUUGUGAAAGUACAUUCAACACAAAAUAUUAACUUUUUUGUAUAAGGAAAAACAGGUUUUUUACAAUACCAGUGUAACAAAUAAUGUUGUAGAUCUAGAGAUGAGAUUUUCUUUCUAACGCACCAGGUUUGCUUAAACAUGUAAACAUUUAACACCACAUCAUUUCAACUCGGGAUGGACGCCAUUUUUCUUAUCGAUUAAAAAUGUAAACAAAAAAGCAGAGUGGGAUUGGCAUUGCAAGGGCGUAACAUGACAUUCUACACAAUGGAUACCUUAGAACAGACAUCUAAGAUGCUACACAGGUCUAGUGGGUUAAACGCAUAAUG